Messenger RNA from Nerophis lumbriciformis (worm pipefish), 1389 nucleotides. Lineage: Eukaryota; Metazoa; Chordata; Actinopteri; Syngnathiformes; Syngnathidae. The record is from RefSeq and is a predicted model, not a curated record.
AUGGGUGUGAGUCGACUGGAUGUAUUUUACAGAAGGCUGCUCCUCAGCAAACUCUUCAUUGGGGGUUGGGGAAAGCCUGAAGAUCUCAAGAGAAUCUUUGAGUUCCGUAAGAUCAUUGCAGACCGGGAGAGGUGCAAGUCUCUGGUGCCCAAGGAUUAUCCAGUGUCUAUAAACAAGACAGAGGUGCACACAGAUUGUUACAUCCAUGACGGAGUCUUCAUUUCACCUCUGGAGCACUUCGUCCCAGGUAUCCUGCCAACAGAGGCUGUGAAAGCAAGGUUCCAGUUUAUAGUUCCUAAAAAGUGGCAAAGCAAUAGACCAGUAUGUAUUCACCUGGCUGGGACUGGAGACCAUUUUUUCUGGCGCCGAAGGACCUUGAUGGCGAGGCCGAUGGUCAAAGAAGCAGGAAUGGCUUCUCUGCUUUUGGAAAACCCCUAUUAUGGCUAUCGUAAACCUAAAGACCAGUUGAGGUCCUGUCUAAAAAAUGUUUCAGACCUGUUUGUGAUGGGUGGAGCUCUGAUCUUGGAGUCCUCUGUGCUUCUCCAUUGGCUGGAGAGUGAGGGGUACUCACCUGUUGGAAUGACCGGUAUCUCCAUGGGAGGAUAUAUGUCGUCCUUAGCAGUGACUAAUUGGCCGAAGCCCAUUCCCCUGAUUCCUUGCCUGUCAUGGUCCACUGCCUCAAGUGUCUUCACCACGGGCGUGCUGAGUAAAGCAGUGAAUUGGUCGGAGUUGGAGAAGCAAUAUGCCAUCAAUUCAGUGUAUGAAGAAGAGAUCAUUAAGCUGUUGGAGUAUUGUGGGACUGACUCCUUCAAGAUGGCUCAAGAGUUCGUAAAACACUCAUCGGGUAGAGUGAAUUCUUUGGAGCAGCUGCUAGACCAGCCAAGAGAACUAUCAGUGGGCUACUACUCCAGGGCAGGAGCAAAGGCAGAAAUUAGGCCUGGUCUGUGGAUUGGAGAAGAUGUAGCUGGAGACAAACUUGACAAAUUAUUAGAAGAUGACAACACCAAGACAAGUUUAGAGCCUUUACCAAGUGGCUUCCAAGGAAGGAAAUCACUGAUUGGGAAGAAGGCAAAUUCAGAUCAAAUUUGUCGUCCAUCAUUACACAGCGAGUCCAUAAGUUUCAUGAAGGGAGUGAUGGACGAGUGUACACACAUGGCCAAUUUUUCUGUCCCCGUUGACACCAGUCUUAUCAUCGUGGUGCAGGCCAAAGAGGACGCCUAUAUCCCUCGCACAGGGGUUCUUAGCCUGCAGGAGAUCUGGCCUGGAUGUGAAGUUCGAUAUUUGAAUGGAGGACACAUCAGUGCUUAUCUGUUUAAACAGAACGUCUUCAGACAGGCCAUCUAUGAUGCAUUCAACAGAUUCUGCCUGAAGUAUCCCCACCUUCUGUAG